This is a messenger RNA of Colletotrichum graminicola M1.001, 342 nucleotides long. RefSeq lists its product as uncharacterized. The transcript has a single exon. NCBI's taxonomy places the organism in Eukaryota, Fungi, Ascomycota, Sordariomycetes, Glomerellales, Glomerellaceae. The record is from RefSeq and is a predicted model, not a curated record. The coding region runs from base 1 to 342 and encodes 113 amino acids.
AUGAUCGAAAACAUCCGCGAGAACAGGAACAAUCAAGAUUGGAUCAUGGGUACUGGACAGCGCACUGCACAUCUGCAACCCUUCCCCAACACCUUCAUGAUCAAGAUCAUGACACUCCCUAUUCCAUAUACCAACGCCGUCCUCGGGGUUCUUGCCUCGGAAGAACAAGUAGAUGAUUUUGUUGCAGAGUUGUCAGGACUUAUCGAUGAACUCGCCAACCACCGUAAACCGUAUCACGGGGACUUUACGCUGCUCAAAGAAGAACUUACGAAGAAGCAUACGAAAACUGAUAGCAUACGGACUGAUUUCUUAUAUUUCGCUUGGAAACUGGGGAGUCUGUAA